Verticillium alfalfae VaMs.102 is the source of this 1251-nucleotide messenger RNA. RefSeq names its product UBX domain-containing protein. Gene Ontology annotation, molecular function: ubiquitin binding. Lineage: Eukaryota; Fungi; Ascomycota; Sordariomycetes; Glomerellales; Plectosphaerellaceae. The transcript has 3 exons. The record is from RefSeq and is a predicted model, not a curated record. Gene Ontology annotation, cellular component: nucleus; cytosol. Gene Ontology annotation, biological process: membrane fusion; proteasome-mediated ubiquitin-dependent protein catabolic process; autophagosome assembly. The coding region runs from base 1 to 1251 and encodes 416 amino acids.
AUGUCCGGCCAGGACGAUACCGCGCGGGCACAAGCUCUCCAGGAACUCCACCAAUUGACUGGUUACUCGGAGGAAAGGUGCAUCGGCCUCCUUGAAGCUGCCGACUGGGACUUUGGCCAGGCCGCCCAAGCCUUCUACCUCGACCAAGACCGUGAAGACGAGCCGUCCAACGCACCCUCAGUCCCUGACAACUACACGGGCCCGCGGACCCUCGAUGGACGUCCCGCUCCCGAGUCCCAGCGUCGUGCGCCCGCUCCUGCCAAGAAGACACAGAAGAGGAAGGGUGUUGCAACCCUGGGGUCUUUGGGCGGCGGAGCACAGCAUGAUGACGAUGAUGAUGACGACGAUACGGAUGAUGUCGAUGAAGGCCGUAACCCGCGUGAUUUAUUUGCUGGCGGCGAGAAGUCAGGCCUUGCUGUUCAAGACCCCACGAAUCAGGGCGACGGGGGACCAAUGAAGAUCAUCAACGAUAUUCUAGCCAAGGCGAAGGCGAACGCUGCCAAAUCAGGCUCGAAUUCUGAGGCAGCUGCCGGUCCUUCUCGCGCCCCCAAUACGUUCCGUGGAGCCGGUCGCUCGCUUGGCGGUGACGGUGUCGAGAGCCGUACUAUCCCCGAUCCCAAUGCUGCUGAGGACAACGAUGCUUCGAACGACGAGCCGCAAGAGCGCUCUCUCCAUCUCUGGCGUGAUGGGUUCAGUAUCGAUGAUGGUGAGCUGCACCGCUUUGACGACCCUGCCAACGCGGCCGACCUUGCGCAGAUCCGCGCCGGUCGUGCUCCACUCCAUCUCAUGAACGUUCGAUAUGAUCAGCCUGUCGAUGUCAAGCUCCACCAACACGAAGAGAACUACCGCCGUCUUCCUCAGACUUACAAGCCUUUCGGUGGAGCCGGUCAGCGGCUUGGCAGUGAAGUACCCGGCGACGGCAACGCAUCUGCUGCUGCGGCUGCUGCUCCAGCUCCUGCCGCUACUGCCUCGACACCAUCAACACCCUCGACAACCGUCGAUGAGAGUCUCCCGACUCUAACGUUGCGCAUACAGUUGCCUGACGGCAGCAGGCUCCCCGCCCGGUUCAACACGACCCAGACUCUCGGCGAUGUCUACGGCUUCGUUUCACGUGCUUCCACAGACGUCGCAGCACGGCCCUGGGUUCUGGCCACAACAUUCCCCAACAAGGAGCACACGGACCGUAGUCUGGUCCUGGGCGAAAUGCCCGAGUUUAAGAAAGGCGGCACAGCUGUCGUCAAGUGGGCUUAA